Molecule: messenger RNA, 402 nt
Organism: Funneliformis geosporum
Lineage: Eukaryota; Fungi; Glomeromycota; Glomeromycetes; Glomerales; Glomeraceae
Source: the annotation of a GenBank genome assembly
AUGGAAUGUAAAAUAGUUUCGGAGAAUGGUCAAGAACUUGGAUGUAAUGAAUUUGGAGAAUUAUACGUCCGUGGACCAAAUGUUAUGAAGGGUUAUCUUAAUAAUAAGGAAGCUACGGACAUUUGUAUUGAUAGUGAUGGUUGGUUUCGUACAGGGGAUGAGGUAUUCGCUGACUCUCGAGGAUUAAUUGGAUUAAUUAAAUACAAGGGAUACCAAGUAGCUCCAGCCGAACUUGAACAAGCAUACAUAGUAUUACAAAAAGAUAUAAUUCAAUCUGAUGAGAUAAAGAAGAGAUUAAAUUAUUUGUCUCAAAGAGUUUCUAAUCAUAAAUGGUUACGUGGCGGUAUUUAUUUUACUGAUCAAAUUCCUAAAAGUCCCUUUGAGAAGGAUAUUAAGAGAUAG